This is a messenger RNA of Saccharomyces cerevisiae S288C, 345 nucleotides long. RefSeq names its product Coi1p (gene COI1). The transcript has 2 exons. Gene Ontology annotation, cellular component: mitochondrial outer membrane. The coding region runs from base 1 to 345 and encodes 114 amino acids. NCBI's taxonomy places the organism in Eukaryota, Fungi, Ascomycota, Saccharomycetes, Saccharomycetales, Saccharomycetaceae. The record is from RefSeq and is marked reviewed.
AUGUCAAAUCCAUUUCAAAAUAUAGGUAAGAAUUUACUAUACAUUUCUGCAGCCGGGAUUGCGUCUAUUUAUGUGGUCAAGACCAUAGUGAAAGCUAGAAGAGAUGCUAAAUUUAUACCAAAGGCGCGGGGAAACAAUGGUGAAGUGAAUGAAAAAAACUAUUAUGAUAACCUUGCUCAAGUCAAACCAGGGUUCCCCAUACCUAAAGAUGGAGGAGACAACAUUGAUUGCUCUGAGGACCAUCAAUUAGUAAGAAAGAGUAAAUAUGAAGGUAGCGGGCUUAGUGCUGUAACAAGAAAAAGAGGUGACAAAUUAGGUUUUUUAGAUAGGAGGAGAAACGAGUAA